Octodon degus (degu) is the source of this 1090-nucleotide messenger RNA. RefSeq names its product translocase of outer mitochondrial membrane 22 (gene Tomm22). Bases 35 to 463 code for a protein of 142 amino acids. The transcript is spliced from 4 exons. Gene Ontology annotation, cellular component: mitochondrial outer membrane. NCBI's taxonomy places the organism in Eukaryota, Metazoa, Chordata, Mammalia, Rodentia, Octodontidae. Gene Ontology annotation, biological process: intracellular protein transport. The record is from RefSeq and is a predicted model, not a curated record.
UCGCUCCUUUCCACUUCCGGUGUUCCCUACGGUCAUGGCCGCUGCGCCCGCUGCAGCCGGUGCCGGGGAGCCCAUGUCCCCAGACGAGUUGCUCCCGAAAGGGGACGCGGAGAAGACCGAGGAAGAGCUGGAAGAGGACGACGAUGACGAGCUAGACGAGACCUUGUCAGAGAGACUGUGGGGUCUGACGGAGAUGUUCCCCGAGAGGGUCCGGUCCGCGGCCGGAGCCACUUUCGAUCUCUCCCUCUUUGUGGCUCAAAAAAUGUACAGGUUUUCCAGGGCAGCCUUGUGGAUCGGGACCACUUCCUUUAUGAUCCUGGUUCUUCCUGUUGUUUUUGAGACUGAGAAGUUGCAAAUGGAGCAGCAGCAGCAGCUGCAGCAGCGGCAGAUACUUCUAGGGCCUAACACGGGCAUCUCAGGAGGAAUGCCAGGGGCUCUACCUUCGCUUCCUGGAAAAAUCUAGAUUUAUUGAUAACAUAUGACCCGUCUUGGUGAGAGAAGUUCAGACUCAGUUGUUUGAACUGCUGAUGAUUUGUUUUUGUUUUUUUUGUUUUGUUUUGUUCUGUUUUUAACUUUGGCACAUUGAUCUAAACUUGGGAGAACUCUCCCUUUGUUGUUUCAUGGAGAAUCCCAACCUACAGCUGUGCCCUCCACGCUGCCCUCACUGUCCUCCUGUCCUUGCUGAUACCAGAGUGCAGCUACGCAGACAGUUACUCCAGCUCUGACCACCCAACCCCUUUUAGUCAGCCACUCCUCUACCCCAUGGUGGGGUAGAAACCGACACCAGUGGAAGGGAUGGACCCUCCGACCCUUAAUGACUGGCUUUGGUUAUUUUUUUCUUUCCAAGAAUGGCGGUGUUGGGAAGGGUUGAGCAACACAAUAGGAAGCUGACACCAUGUGGUACAGCUGGGACCCCUGUGUGCGUUGGAGAGGGAGGCUUGUUGCAGCUUCGGCCCCAAGACGGGGAUGAUUGGGGAUAUGGGGGACGGAGCAGGGGCUCAUUUCCUCUACACAUUUUGGCUAUUAGACCUCUGUGUAAAAAGGUCAGUGCUCACUUUUUGUAUUUAAAAUUAAAAAUUAUUCAAACUCA